CUUGAGCUUCGGGCGCGCUGCGUCAUCUGCGAGCGCCGGAAGUAACCCUAGUGUGGGGUUUCUGUGUGCAUUUCCUCCCUCCACGCGGAUCCUGUCAGCUCUGGCUCCGAGUCGAGGGCGCAGAGGGCGGGAUUUUGAACGUGUCUUGUUUCUGGGUCUGGUUCUCUUGGCGAGGCUGCAUUCCUUCCCCUCCCUGACCCACCCCUGAACCUGUGGGCGUUGGGCCUCCUUCUCUUUGGCCAUGGCUGGCAUCCUCUUCGAGGACAUUUUCGACGUGAAGGAUAUCGACCCCGAGGGAAAGAAGUUCGACAGGGUUUCCCGACUGCAUUGUGAGAGUGAGUCCUUCAAGAUGGAUUUAAUCCUAGAUGUGAAUGUACAGAUCUACCCUGUUGAUCUUGGUGACAAAUUCCGCCUGGUAAUUGCCAGUACCUUGUACGAAGAUGGAACCCUGGAUGAUGGUGAAUACAAUCCUACCGAUGAUAGGCCAUCCAGAGCUGAUCAAUUUGAAUAUGUGAUGUAUGGGAAAGUCUACAGAAUUGAGGGAGAUGAGACUUCAACAGAAGCAGCGACACGCCUCUCUGCCUAUGUAUCCUAUGGAGGCCUGCUCAUGAGGCUACAAGGAGAUGCCAACAACUUGCAUGGCUUUGAAGUGGAUUCCAGAGUUUAUCUGCUGAUGAAGAAACUGGCCUUCUAGCCAAGUGGAGUUGUUGGAUGGUUGAAGGAUAGAGGAGAGACUGAACUAUUGCUGCCCCUCAGGAAUAUGGAAAAGGGGUUGGAGAAUCUAGUGGCUGGCUGACAUCUUGUGUUUUCCACACCCAUGUCUUCCCAUUACCUGAAUGAGUGGCUGCAGAAGAAACUUCCUUUUCUUCAGAUUGCAUCAAGACUUUCUGACAAAGUUGGUGCCAAAUGCCCCAGAUGGGGAACAAGUCAAGCACCAGGCUGAUUUUU
Molecule: messenger RNA, 948 nt
Organism: Anolis sagrei ordinatus
Lineage: Eukaryota; Metazoa; Chordata; Lepidosauria; Squamata; Anolidae
Gene: POLR2H
Product: RNA polymerase II, I and III subunit H
Biological process (GO): DNA-templated transcription
Cellular component (GO): RNA polymerase II, core complex; RNA polymerase I complex; RNA polymerase III complex
Source: RefSeq, a predicted model, not a curated record